Penicillium subrubescens is the source of this 1440-nucleotide messenger RNA. RefSeq names its product pepsin-like aspartic protease. Bases 1 to 1440 code for a protein of 479 amino acids. Gene Ontology annotation, molecular function: aspartic-type endopeptidase activity. Lineage: Eukaryota; Fungi; Ascomycota; Eurotiomycetes; Eurotiales; Aspergillaceae. Gene Ontology annotation, biological process: proteolysis. The transcript is spliced from 3 exons. The record is from RefSeq and is a predicted model, not a curated record.
AUGAAGAAUUCCUGGCUUUGGCUGGCAACCCUCGCCGCACCGGCGCUCGGGAAGCUUACUCUCGUUCAGCGAGAUGUUCCCUCGGUGGUGGACAUGAGUAUCCAGCGUAAAGAGGUCUCGGACCCCGUGGCCCGAGACCGAGUACGACGGAUGAAGCGUAGUUCAACGGUUUCACAGGCUCUAGACAAUGAGGAAACCCUCUACUUUUCCAACGUCACAUUGGGAACCCCGGCGCAGAGUUUGCGUUUGGUCCUGGAUACUGGCAGCAGUGAUCUAUGGGUCAAUACUCCCAACUCGACCCUUUGUAAAAAGAAGACCGCCCCUUGCAGCGACUCUGGCACCUAUGACUCUAGUUCUUCGUCAUCAUACGCCUUUGUGAACAACGAUUUCAACAUUACUUAUGCGGAUGGCUCCGGUGCUUCGGGUGAAUAUGCUAGUGAGACUGUUACCAUUGGCUCGGCGACAUUGAAGGAGCUCCAAUUCGGCAUUGGUUACAACUCAGGCUCCAGCGAGGGCGUGCUGGGAAUUGGAUAUCCAGCUAACGAGGUUCAAGUUGGCGUGAGCGGGGGAAGUCCCUACGCCAACCUGCCCAAGGCCAUGGUCAACAAAGGACUGAUCAAGUCUAACGCCUACAGCUUGUGGCUGAACGACCUGGAUGCUAAUACUGGGUCAAUUCUAUUCGGCGGAGUGAACACUAAGAAGUACCACGGUACCUUGGAGACCCUCCCCAUCCAGAAAGCUGGGGGUGUUUACUCCGAGUUUGUAAUUGCCCUGACUUCCGUGGUUCUCAGCAAUUCCUCCGGCACCACCAACUACACGACCAAGGCACUACCAGCAGCGGUUCUACUAGACUCGGGCAGCUCUUUAACUUAUCUCCCAGACGUGAUUGUCGAGGGGCUCUUCAAUGAUCUGGAAGUAUCAUACGAUUCCUCCAGUGGAGUUGGAUUUAUGCCCUGCAAAAGCAGUUCGAAUAAGGUCAACAUCUCCUACACCUUCUCAUCACCCACCAUCAACGUCGCCCUGAGCGAACUCCUUCUGGAUAUCGGUGACUACUUCUACGACAACGGCGACCGUGCUUGCGCAUUUGGUAUCGUCCCAGCCGGUGAAAGCAUGUCCGUCCUAGGCGAUACAUUCCUGCGUAGCGCCUACGUGGUAUACGAUCUAGCCAACAACGAGAUUUCCCUAGCCAACACCAACUUCGACUCGACGGGCAACAACGUCCUCGAAAUCACGACCGGCACAGACUCAGUUCCUGGCGCCACAGCCGUCGCCAAUCCAGUGACUACUGUGGCUGCCGUAGGCUCUGGAGCGCGCAUUGGCGGUCCCCAUGGAGGCAGCGGUAUCUUCUCAUCGAGGAAUGCCGCUACGCCUCGGCAAACGAGCAUGCCCAGGACCCUGGCCCUCGGCUUGGCUGGUGCUGGAGCAUUGUUGGCACUUUGA